CUGAGCCGGCCGCCACCGCCUAGCAGUCCUCCAGCAGUCAGUACGUCCGUUCGCCUGUGCGUUCUCCGCGGGUCGCGGCGGGUCCGGCAGCCGAGCCCAUGCAGCCGCGCAGCGAGCGCCCGGCAGGCAGGACGCAAAGCCCGGAGCACGGCAGCCCGGGGCCCGGGCCGGAGGCGCCGCCGCCGCCGCCGCCGCCGCAGCCACCGGCCCCGGAGGCAGAGCGCGCACGUCCUCGGCAGGCCCGGCCCACGGCCCCAAUGGAGGGUGCAAUGCAGCUGCUGAGCCGUGAGGGCCACACUGUGUCCCACAACUCCAAACGGCACUACCACGACGCCUUCGUGGCCAUGAGCCGCAUGCGGCAGCGUGGCCUCCUGUGUGACAUCGUCCUGCACGUGGCGGCCAAGGAGAUCCGAGCACACAAGGUGGUGCUGGCCUCCUGCAGCCCCUACUUCCACGCCAUGUUCACAAAUGAGAUGAGUGAGAGCCGCCAGACGCACGUGACACUGCAUGACAUUGACCCUCAGGCCCUGGACCAGCUGGUGCAGUUUGCGUACACGGCUGAGAUCGUGGUGGGCGAAGGCAACGUGCAGACUCUGCUCCCAGCUGCCAGCCUCCUGCAGCUGAAUGGCGUCCGUGACGCCUGCUGCAAGUUCCUGCUGAGUCAGCUCGACCCCUCCAACUGUCUGGGCAUCCGGGGCUUUGCCGACACGCACUCUUGCAGUGACCUGCUCAAGGCAGCACACAGGUAUGUGCUGCAGCACUUUGUGGACGUGGCCAAGACCGAGGAGUUCAUGCUGUUGCCACUAAAGCAGGUGCUGGAACUGGUCUCUAGCGACAGCCUGAACGUGCCUUCAGAGGAGGAUGUCUACCGUGCCGUCCUGAGCUGGGUCAAACAUGACGUGGAUGCUCGGAGGCAGCACGUCCCAAGGCUGAUGAAGUGUGUUCGCCUGCCCCUGCUGAGCCGGGACUUCCUGCUGGGCCACGUGGAUGCUGAGAGCCUGGUGAGGCAUCAUCCUGACUGCAAGGACCUGCUUAUUGAGGCCCUCAAAUUCCACCUGCUGCCUGAGCAGAGGGGUGUUCUGGGCACCAGCCGUACACGGCCUCGGCGCUGUGAGGGCGCUGGCCCUGUGCUCUUCGCUGUGGGUGGUGGGAGCCUGUUUGCCAUCCACGGGGACUGUGAAGCAUAUGACACACGCACUGACCGCUGGCACGUGGUGGCCUCCAUGUCCACGCGCCGGGCCCGGGUGGGCGUGGCCGCAGUUGGGAACCGGCUGUAUGCUGUGGGUGGUUACGAUGGGACUUCAGACCUGGCCACCGUAGAGUCGUACGACCCUGUGACCAACACCUGGCAGCCUGAGGUGUCCAUGGGCACGAGGCGCAGCUGCCUGGGUGUGGCUGCCCUGCACGGGCUCCUGUAUGCAGCUGGUGGCUACGAUGGGGCCUCCUGCCUCAACAGUGCUGAGCGUUAUGACCCUCUGACGGGAACAUGGACAUCCAUCGCCGCCAUGAGCACCCGGAGGCGAUACGUGCGUGUGGCCAUGCUCGAUGGGAACCUGUUUGCUGUGGGUGGUUACGACAGUUCAUCACACCUGGCCACUGUGGAGAAGUAUGAGCCCCAGGUAAACGCAUGGACCCCCGUGGCCUCCAUGUUGAGCCGACGAAGCUCAGCAGGGGUGGCGGUGCUGGAGGGGGCCCUCUACGUGGCCGGCGGCAAUGAUGGCACCAGCUGCCUCAACUCUGUGGAGAGAUACAGCCCUAAGGCCGGUGCCUGGGAAAGUGUGGCACCCAUGAACAUCCGAAGGAGUACGCAUGACUUGGUGGCCAUGGACGGCUGGCUGUAUGCCGUGGGGGGCAACGAUGGCAGCUCCAGCCUCAACUCCAUCGAGAAGUACAACCCGAGGACCAACAAGUGGGUGGCCGCGUCCUGCAUGUUCACGCGGCGCAGCAGCGUGGGCGUGGCAGUGCUCGAGCUGCUCAACUUCCCGCCCCCCUCUUCGCCCACGCUGUCCGUGUCGUCCACCAGCCUCUGACCCGCGGCGCGGACUGCACCAGAGGCCCGGCCCCGCGGCCUCCUACAUGCCUUAAGCCCCACAGGGCGGCCCCAGCGCCUCACGUGUCAG
This is a messenger RNA of Callorhinus ursinus (northern fur seal), 2120 nucleotides long. RefSeq names its product kelch like family member 17 (gene KLHL17). The record is from RefSeq and is a predicted model, not a curated record. Gene Ontology annotation, molecular function: protein binding. NCBI's taxonomy places the organism in Eukaryota, Metazoa, Chordata, Mammalia, Carnivora, Otariidae.